UGUUGUCGUAUGAAGCUUUAAGAAAUGUUAUUUGAUUGAAAUAAGAGAAGUAUUUAAAUGUCUAACUAUUUUAUUAAUUGAAAUUAUAUUUUAUCGAUUGAGAAUCAUGUCUAACGUCAGCUAUGAUUUGGAUAGUUCGGGAGGUCUUAUGCCGCUUAUAAAGGCACUCAUAAAGCCUCCAGACGAGGAUAUUAAUGUACAGAAACCUAAGAAGCAACAGCAUCCAUAUUACAAAAGACCUGGUAAAGGGCAUAAUCAUGACUCCUGUGAUGCGUGUGGGGAAGGCGGAGAUCUUAUAUGCUGCGACCGCUGUCCAGCUAGCUUUCAUCUUGGUUGUUAUGAUCCACCGCUUGAUGAAAAUGACAUACCUGUUGGCUUGUGGCUGUGCCGAGAGUGCACUGCCAGUGAUGAGAAGCAAGCAAGCACUAGAUCUAGUAGAGCUCAGUCACCCGCAGAUGCUAAGUCAGACACAUCUGAGAAAAAGUUGAGGUCAGGUCGUGCCAGCAGUACUGGUACAUCUUCGAAAAGAAAACUCAAAGAUGAUAAGGAAAAAACAGAGACAGAGGUUAAAAAAGAUUUAGAACCACCAAAACCCCUCACCCCAAUGGAGGUUCUUGUCAAUGCUGCUAAGGUCAUGAAUCCAAAACAAUUCGAUCUGCCGGAGGAAAUGAAGAUACCUUGCAUUUUUCCAGGAACAGAAAAAGGUGAAGCCAGUGGGCCAGCCACUGUGAGCACAGAUACAUGGGGUUGUGUCCCGCUGCCUGCCAAGUCAUGCUAUGUGUGUCGCGCCACCUGCAAAAUGGCGCCGCUGCUGCAGUGUGACUACUGCCCACUACUUUUCCAUCAGGAUUGUCUCGACCCGCCGCUCACUUCACUGCCGACCGGACGCUGGAUGUGUCCCAACCAUGUGGAACAAUACAUUGACUGGAAACUCGUGAACUCUAUAUCGGCGACGGAGCGGGUCGCGUUGUGGGACAAGUUCAGUGGCCCAGUCGACCAGCACGCCAUCAAAGUGGACUUCAUACGUCGCGCGAGGAGAGCACGCCCGGCCUUCCGUAUCAAAGUGCCGUGCGGCGCGCGCGGUCGCGUGAUCGUGCCGGCGAUGGUGCGCGCCCACUACCGCCGCCCGCCGCCGCUGCUGCCCUCGCGCAGGGAACACGUCAGAUGCGCUAAAGUGAUAAAGAACCUCAAAGCGAGCGGUGAAUAUGAGUCGGAUGAUGAUACAGAGACCAAACACAAGAUCUGUAUGAACCUCUCCUGUCCCCAGUAUGAGGGCACAGGAGACUGUCCGCAUCAGCAGAUCAAGCCGCAGCUUAAGGGUGCCACAGAUGAGGACGUUGACGAAGACCUGAAAGCGAUUGUCGAUGAAGACUUUAAAGCGAUAGCCGAUGAAGACAUCAAAACUGACAGCCAAUCGGACUCGCAAUCCGACCCCGAAGAGUGUGCGCGCGUGUUACGCAAGCGGCGCGCGGUGCGGCGCGCACGCACGGCGGUACGCACGGAGCGGGCGGAGCGGCUCAGUCUGCGAGAGGGGGAGGACGUCACGGAGUUGUUGGCGGCCGUAGAGGCGCAGCUCGACAAGCUCGACGAGCGGCUCGUCAAACUGCUCGCUUGGCAGCGCUUGCAACAAGUGGCCGCCGGCGAGCAAGCGAGCGGUGCUUGGGCGAGCGACGACACUGGAUGCGCGGGCGCAGCUGCGCGCGCGUUGCAUCACGUGCAGCGUUCGCAGCUCGCUCGGCUCGGGUUACGUGCUGCGCCGUUGCCGUCACAGCUACUAGCGCCUGCGGAUCGCGAGCGAAUCGCGGCGCUCGUGUGGGGUGCGCCCCCCGCGCCGCAGCCGCCCCCGCCACACCCCGCCGCGGAUCUAGCACUGCGCCUCGUGCGAGCCGUCCUCACUGAGCUCCUGGCUGACGGCGCCGACGGUGCGCCGCAGCUGGGCCGCGCGCACGCCAUGCGGCUGUCGUCGCUGCGUGUGGGCUCGGCGGGCGGCAGCGGCGUGCCGCUCGACCCCGCCUGCCGCCGCGUCUCGCGCACGCACGCCGUCAUAUUCUGCGACGAGGUGACGGGCCACUUCGAGCUGAUCAACUACUCGGAGUGGGGCACGGCGGUGAAUGGCGUGCUGUACGCAUGCGAGCUCCGCGACGAGCCUGCACCAGACCAGCCGCUCAUACUGGGACGCACACCGCCGCCUAAGCGCAUAUCGGGCCCGCUGCUGACGGGUGCGGCGAACGGCGUGUGCGAAUGCGGCGCGGGGCGGGCGCCCGCGACGCGCGCGUGGGAGGGCUCGGCGUUGGUGCCGCACGGCGCGCUACUCCAGUUCGGCUGCCGACGCUACGUGUUCAGCAUCACCGAUCACAAUUAGACUGAUAGGUUUUAUUGUUCGCACUUGUGCUGAUUUAUCAUUUAUCACUUGUCCCGGACCUUCUACUAUUUAAAAAGCAAAAUUAAUGCAGCCCUUUUUAAUUCCUAACUCCGAAAAUGUAUUUCGACGGGCUGCAAAGUAACAUUAUACAGUACAUAAAUGUUUAUGAGAAUACUAUUUUACUAUUUGCUGGGAAACGGAUUAACGCAAGAAAUGAAGCUGAUUUAAUAUUGGACAAAAUAGUACAAUCUGGGUUUACCUAUAUUUAAAUGGUAUUAUGAUACAACCUUUGGCAGUUGCGUAAUGCGUUACGUGACAGAUAUCAAUUGUUUCGACAUCGUUACUAGCGUCAUGUUUCGCUCCAUUCCAAAUGGUCCUAUCCUAUUUUUUUUAAUUAAAAUUUUUAUACUUGGCGCUCGCACGUCUUUUAUUUAAGAGUAUGUGCAGGUGAGUCUUUUAUGUCAGUCGACUUUGGUUUGAAAAAUUGUGUUUCAGUCUAUUCGUUCUAUGUAUAUAUUUUUUGUCAUUUCAGUUAGUUAAGUUCUUUUAAUGAUGGAGCUAAAAUGGUUAUUAUUUUAUUGACAGAAUAUUUACUUGCGAAUAAUUGUAGAGGUAGUAAAACUCGCUAAGAAAUCUAUGUAACAAUAUUAUAUAACUGAUGUAAGUCAAACAGUACUCUGUAUGGUAUGUAAAUCUCACUGCAAAAUCUAUAGUCUAGCUCAGUGGUCCCCAACCUUCUUUUCACACGGGCCACAAACAACUUAGUGUUGCGGGCCGCAACAAAACAUUUUUAGGGUUAAAAAUAACGUUCUUCAAAAUUAUCGAUUUAAAAGUGGAAAAAAAUUCACGACGUGAAUUCCAAAAUGAUUUAACAUCACGCGGGCCUUAGAUAAUGACCCGGCGGGCCGCGAGUUGGGGAUAGCUGUUCUAGCCUAUGUCAAGGUUUGAGAUGGAGACAACAUAUUUUAGUCAUUAUCUAAACCACACGUACCACAACCACAACACGUCGCAACGACAAAAUGGCGUC
Molecule: messenger RNA, 3389 nt
Organism: Aricia agestis (brown argus)
Lineage: Eukaryota; Metazoa; Arthropoda; Insecta; Lepidoptera; Lycaenidae
Product: PHD finger protein 12
Exons: 15
Coding region: 107-2362 (751 amino acids)
Biological process (GO): negative regulation of transcription by RNA polymerase II
Cellular component (GO): nucleus; Sin3-type complex
Molecular function (GO): transcription corepressor activity; protein binding
Source: RefSeq, a predicted model, not a curated record